Messenger RNA from Leptonychotes weddellii (Weddell seal), 1875 nucleotides. The record is from RefSeq and is a predicted model, not a curated record. NCBI's taxonomy places the organism in Eukaryota, Metazoa, Chordata, Mammalia, Carnivora, Phocidae.
CGGAGCCAGCAGCCGCACAGCGUGAUCCAAAGACGCCUGGUGGAGGGAAACCAGAGUCAGCUUCAGGGGGAGUCUCCCCUGGUGCAGGCCCUGAUUCAUGGCCAGGAGAGCAGGAGGAAGACCAGCAAGACAGAGAUUCCGGCUCUUCUGGUCAACUGCAAGUGCCGAGACCAGGAGCUUCGGGUGGCCGUGGACACAGGCACCCACCACAACCAGAUUUCCACUGGAUGCCUCAGCCGCCUGGGGUUAGGGAAGGUCCUCAAAGCCCCGGGGGGGGGCCUAGCACCUGGGCCCCCCACCCAGGUGGAGCAGCUGGAGCUUCAGCUGGGCCAGGAGACGGUGGCCUGCUCGGCUCAGGUGGUGGAUGUUGAGAGUCCCGAGUUCUGCCUUGGGCUACAGACGCUGCUUUCUCUCAAGUGCUGUAUCGACCUGGAGCGUGGAGUACUGCGCCUGAGAGCCCCCUUCCCAGAGCUGCCCUUCCUGCCUCUGUACCAAGAGCCUGGCCAGUGACUGCUGAACCAGUCGGUCCCCAGGGGAAGGACCUUGCCUUGGGGAAGAGCCGUAUGGGGGGGAAUGGGGCAUUACUACAGCCAGGUAGCUGGGGACGACUGUGUCUGUCCUUCCUGUUGCCACCCUGACCCUGCCGUCCCUCAGUCAGCCACAUUCCUCUCUGCUUCUCAGCCACUGCCCAAUCCUCCAGGAGUCUUCCAGACAGAGGGCCUGUGAUCUCAGGGGCCUGGCUUCUCUCUUCCCGUUCCCCUCCAAGUCAGGAUGGCGGAAAAGGAUGUUAAGCGUGGCAUCGUAGGAACUGGCCUGAGUCAAAGGCUGCAGCCUUUACCGUCCUUCACCUGUCCCCCGCCAUCCACCCCACCCACCCUCAGUGGCCUUCACUCCCACGCCCCUCCCCUCACCUUCUGGGGCUCGUUACCUUUGCCAACUAGACUGUCGCACCUCACCCACCCGGGGCCCUGUCCCUGCUGACGCCCACCUUUCUGAUUCUGCACACGACUGCUCACAGUUGAGUGGGGGAGGAAACAGGCAACCGAACACUCCAAUGCAAUGGGAAGGUGAGUUGGUAGAGGAACGCCAGGCUCACAAGGCUGGGAGCUUCCUUAGUUACCUUUUUUGGGGUUGCCAACAUCUGAAGCCAGUGAUCACCCUGUGCAAGACCUUGGAUGGACCUCUACUAUUUCUCCAGGCAGCUCUUCUCCUCCACUUGUUUUUUUACACAGUGGGACCCUGAAUUUCAGGGAGGGGUGGGGUGUGUUGGAGGAGUGCUGUCAGGAACUGGCCCCACAAGGUGGACAGGAUGUCAGGGUGCUCGGUACUCAGACUGCACCUAACCAGUAUUCUUUCUUAUUUCUAGAACUCCUCACCUCACCUCACCUUCUCCCUUCCCCGCAUCUAGGGCCUCCUGAGCUUGAGCUUGUCUUAUUUUGGAAUCAGUGGCUUUCUAGCCCCCGCCAGGCUCUGAGCCAAAGCGAAAAGACAAGGAGGCUUUUCACCUUCCCUGUGAAGACAGGAACCCAGACCUUAAGAAGCCAGACCCCUGAGUGUCUUUCUGGCUGGUUUCAGUCCCUCGGGUCAUGGAUUAGGGGUAGAGGAAGAGAGUGGUCUAACUAACCUCAGCUAGGAAACUAGGGCCCUUGGAGUGGAAACGAAAUCAUGAGUCCGGGGUAGAUCAGAGAAGAAGCAGGAUACCACCCAGCUGCCCUCUGACCUCUGGUCUUGCCUCUCCCUGCUGCAUUCCUUGCCCUCAGAAGAAGAGGAGGGGGCUCACUAGCACAUGUGUAAUAAGGAUCCCCUCGUCCCGGGCGCCUGGGUGGCUCAGUUGGUUAAGCGACUGCCUUCGGCUCAGGUCAUGAUCCUGGAGUC